AUACUUUUAUGGGGUUAAAUACAAAUUUAAAAGUCGAUUAUAGUCAAGUGACAUCAAAAUAAACAACAAAGCAAUUGAAAAAACAAGUCAACGAAACACAGCCUAAAUCACAGCUGCACAACCUUACAAAAAUCUAUAAAUAUUUAUAGUUAUUCCAUGUAUUAAUCAAUCCUUGAUUCCCUAAUUUCCCUCACAAUAAACAAAUAACAGGAGAGUAAACAGAAACCAUGUGUACAAAGAAAAAGAGGGAAAUGAGAUUGGGGCUUAUUAAUCUCAUGAUCUGUGUUUUUCUGGUAACAUCUAAUUUGGGGUUGACAGUAGCAUUGACUAACAACUCUUCUCAAAUUAAAAACAUAUGCGAGUUUCCGGCUAUUUUCAACUUUGGUGAUUCCAACUCCGACACCGGCGGCCUUACCGCGGUGUAUGGCCAGGCACUUCCUCCCAAUGGUCAAACCUUUUUUGGUAAACCUGUUGGUCGUUUCUGCGACGGCCGCCUCGUCAUCGAUUUUGUAGCUGAAAGUUUGGGAUUACCGUAUCUAAGUGCGUACCUAGACUCAAUAGGGUCAAAUUUUAGCCAUGGAGCCAACUUCGCAACCGCGGGUUCAACGAUUAGACCUCAAAACACCACAAUAACUCAGAGCGGAUAUAGUCCCAUCUCUUUGGACAUCCAAUAUGCUGAAUACUACAAAUUUUACAAGGAGUCCCAAGUUGUUCGUAAUCAAGGAGGAGUUUUUGAGGAGCUGUUACCCAAAGAAGGUUACUUCACUCGUGCUCUAUACACCUUCGAUAUCGGCCAAAAUGACAUCACUGCUGGUUACAAACUAAACUUGACUACAGAGCAGGUCAAGGCCAGCAUACCUGAUAUUAUUAAUCAGUUCGCCAAAGUUGUAAGGGGUGUGUAUGCACAAGGAGGAAGGUCAUUCUGGAUCCACAACACAGGUCCAUUGGGCUGCCUACCAUAUAUGUUGGACCACUUUCUCCUAACAGCGGCCCAAGUCGAUGAAUUCGGAUGUGCAAGCCCAUUGAAUGAGGUUUCCCAGUACUACAAUAGUCAGCUGGAGGAUAUUGUUACUCAGCUAAGGAGGGAUUUGCCUUUGGCUUCAAUCACAUUUGUUGAUAUAUAUUCUAUCAAACUUAAGCUCAUUACCCAAGCCAAAAGACAUGGCUUUGAGAAACCUCUAGUAGCUUGUUGUGGCAUUGGAGGAAAAUACAACUUCAACAACACAAUGAGAUGCGGAAGCACAGAGAUUGUAAAUGGCAAAGAGAUUUUGGUUGCGAAAUCAUGCGAUAAUCCAUCCAAACGUAUUAUUUGGGAUGGCAUUCAUUACACUGAGGCAGCUAAUAAGUGGAUAGUUGAUCAAAUUAUGAAAGAUUCCUCGUACACAAAUCCAUCUAUUCCAUUGGAAAUGGCUUGUCAAAAGUUGAAUUAAAGGGCUUAAUGUGUAUGCUCAAGUUUAUGUGUGCUUAUUUUUAUGUCAAAGUUCAUAUGAUUUUCAAUUAAAUUUAGAUUGAUUUAGUAGAACUUUAAUCCACAACUUUAAUAAGGUUGCGUAAAAAGAAUUUAGAUUGUGUUAAUUAUAUGGUGCUUCAAUAAAUUGCCCCAAUUGUUUACUCA
Chenopodium quinoa (quinoa) is the source of this 1615-nucleotide messenger RNA. Its product is annotated as GDSL esterase/lipase At3g26430-like. Gene Ontology annotation, molecular function: hydrolase activity, acting on ester bonds. The record is from RefSeq and is a predicted model, not a curated record. The transcript has 5 exons. Lineage: Eukaryota; Viridiplantae; Streptophyta; Magnoliopsida; Caryophyllales; Amaranthaceae. The coding region runs from base 228 to 1430 and encodes 400 amino acids.